Messenger RNA from Aspergillus calidoustus, 2052 nucleotides. The record is from the annotation of a GenBank genome assembly. Lineage: Eukaryota; Fungi; Ascomycota; Eurotiomycetes; Eurotiales; Aspergillaceae.
UGGCAAAUUAACGGCUGUCAUAUAUCCAAUUCCGAGUUGGAGACGACCCAGUCUUGGCCACGGUGAUAAGCUUGAUAAAGCGUCUCGCUACUGGUUCGCCUUAUCCGCGCGAGAUAUCGCAAUCAUGACCCCAAAGAUAGUCAUUGUCAAAGAAAAGCAAAACCCAAGCCCCCUCCUCUACAAUGUAGACUUCUCCAGAGCCCAGCACUAGACAUCCGAAAUGGCUUCCUUUCUGUCCCGCCUCCACGACAAGAUCCUUGUCAAGAGUGUCGACCAGGAUGGCAACAUCCGCGUCGUCGAAGCAAUCGACAACGACUCCAUCCGCCCAACCCGCGUCAAGGACCGGACAUGGACGCAGCUCACCUACAUGUCGUUCUGGUUCUCCGCAACCGCGAACGUGAGCAAUCUGUACGCUGCUUCAACGGGGCUUACUGUCGGCUUGAGCAUGUGGGAAGCAGUCGCGUGUUCGUUUGCGGGCCAAUUCCUUGCAGGAUGUCUGAUGGCUCUCAACGGUCGCGGCGGCGCGCUGUAUCGCAUUCCGUUUCCCGUGCUGUGUCGCGCAAGCUUUGGGCCGUGGGGCGCUCUCUGGCCGACAUUCAAUCGCGCGGUCAUGUCGAUUGUGUGGAAUGGAGUUAACGCUGUGCAAGGUGCACAGUGUAUCUAUGUGUUUCUACAUGCAAUAUUCCCGUCUAUUGAGAAUAUCCCAGACAAGAUGGGCCCCAAGUCUGCACUUAACUCCGCCGGGAUGAUUUGCUUCUUGAUUUACUGGCUUGUAAACUGCGCCUUCCUGGUCGUACCCGUCCCAAAGAUGAAGUCGCUCGUCUACAUCAAAGUGUUCGUCUACUACGCCGCUGUCAUUGCCAUGACAGGCUGGACGGUCUCGCUAGCGGGCGGGACGACUUCUGCCCUAAGUCAAGGCUCGACGAUCCACGGGUCGGAAAAGAGCUGGAUGAUUUGCAAGUUCCUCUUCAUUGGCCUUGCAUCCUGUGCGACAUUCAUCUCCAAUGCUGCGGAUAUGCAGCGAUAUGCGCGACGGCCGAGCGAUGUGAUUUGGGGGCAGCUUAUCAGUUUUCCGUUGUCAGCGCUGAUCGUUGCAGUCUUUGGGAAUGUUAUCGCUGCUGCCAGUGUUGGGGUCUUUGGAGAGCUCAUCUGGAAUCCGCUCGACUUCCUCGACAUGCUCAUGGCCGGCGAACGCUACACGUCUGGAAACCGCACAGCUUGCGCAUUUAUCGCGCUGGCCCUCGCUUACUCUACUGUUUUCUCUGCGAUCUUCGAAAACUCCAUUCCCGCCGGCAACGACAUCGCCUCCCUCCUCCCCCGCUACAUAACCAUAAAACGCGGCUUCUUCAUCUGCGCACUGCUCUCCUACGCAAUCUGCCCCUGGUACCUCCUCUCCUCAGCCUCCGUCUUCAUAAACUUCCUCUCGUCCUACCAAAUCUUCCUCUCCGCCAUAACCGGAAUCCUCAUCUGCGACUAUUACCUCCUCCGCCGAGGCGCCCUCUCAAUUCCAGACCUGUACACCGCUCAUCCGGAGGGGAUGUACCACUACUUCUACGGGUUCGGGCUCCGCGCCUUCGCGACGUACGUCAUCGCCAUCGCGCCGAAUUUCUAUGGGUUUCUGAACCAGAUGGGGGUUGAAGCUAGUGAGGGUGUGCAGAGGUUCUAUUUUGUCGCGUAUCCGGUCGGUCUGGUAGUUGCGUUUGUUGGCUAUUAUGGGUUUGCGCUUUGGAGGGCGCCCAAGGGGAUGGUUAAGGGCAGCGGGUGGAGGGAGCCGAAGGAGUAUCUCGAUGAGUUUGAUAGUGCGAGGUACGUCGGGGGUGAUAUUGAGGGGGUGGAAGUGCAAGCUGUAGGUGUUGUUGGAAAGAGCGAGAAAUAGAACACCUUGGCUAGAGUUUGGGGUUGACUCGAAAUCACUAAGCGGUUCUGUCCAUAUUUGCCCAUUCAAACUACCUACUCUUGUCCAUCAUCCGUUGAGGCUCGUUGCGAGUCAUACAACAGGUAAACUAAACCAAAACUGCCAAGAACGGCGACGCAGCGUCUCCAAAGCUCAGC